Molecule: messenger RNA, 2742 nt
Organism: Naegleria lovaniensis
Lineage: Eukaryota; Heterolobosea; Eutetramitea; Acrasida; Naegleriidae
Exons: 1
Coding region: 1-2742 (913 amino acids)
Biological process (GO): DNA integration; DNA recombination
Molecular function (GO): DNA binding
Source: RefSeq, a predicted model, not a curated record
AUGGGGUGCUUCUCAAUUCGUCCUCAAUAUGGUGACACAUGGCGUGAUCAUCAAUUCGAACCCCAUGUUUUGGAAACACUAUCAUCAGAGACAAUUUACACAAGAAGAGACAAUUUGGAUCAGACAAGAAUUGAGCAAGAUGUUCCACCUCAAAAUUAUAGGUCUGGGCUCUUCACGAACAAUAUUAAAUCCAAUCAAUGUAGUACCAAAGAAAGGGAAGGACCUGUUUCGAUUUAUACUGGAUUUACGAAUGAUCAAUGGCGGAAUAGAAGUGUCUCCCUUCAAAAUGGACACUCUACUCAAAUGUAUGAAGUUUUUCAAGAAAGGAAUGUGGGCUGCAAAGAUAGAUCUCAAAAAGGGUUACUUCCAUAUCCCUAUACACCCAGACUCACAUCAUCUAUUAGGAUUCCAAUUCGAAGGAAUGAUUUUCGAAUUUCUCUGCCUCCCUUUCGGUCUCGCUCCAGCUCCAAUUAUUUUCACAAAGAUAUUCAAAGACAUAAUCAUCGUUUGGAGAAGGAACGGAAUGAUGGUUUAUAUUUACAUAGACGAUAUGUUAAUACUGGCCUUCUCUCUAGAAGAACUUUGGGACAACAUUAUGACCAUAAUUCUCGAUCUAAUGUUCCUAGGUUGGCUGCUUCAAUUAGAAAAAUGCAUCCUCACACCCACUCAAACAAUAGAAUUCCUAGGUAUAACUCUAGAUUUUGUGUCAGGCCGUAUGUUAAUCCCAACAGACAAAGUAGAAACAGCAAUAGAUGUAUCAAACGAACUUAUUCAAGCGGAAAAAUCGAGAAAGUUUAUAAGUUGCCGAUUCGUAGCCAAAUUUAUUGGCAAAAUGGAGUUCUUGACAAUAGCCAAUCCUUACAUCGCACCGUUCUUGCACCGUCUCAGGAAAGAUAUGCUAUCAGUGGUCCAAAAGAGAAGCUGGAAAGCAUCUAUGAGGAUCAACAGAGGAGCCAAGAAGGAUCUCGAAACUCUUCAGCAAAUUGUGCAAGAGAAUACUGGAGUUUGUUUCGAGUUAGAUACACCAACCCCAGUCGUCGUCAAUUCAGAUGCAUCCCUUCAAGGUUAUGGAAUUCAUGCAAACUCCAACAUUUUGGUGGGCAAGUUCAAUCAGACAGACGAAACACAGACUCAUAUCAAUCAGAAAGAGCUUCUUGCGGUUCUCUAUUUUUUCCGUCAUGCAGAUCAACACAACAAUUACCCUCAAAAUACCUAUUUCGAGUUCAGAGGAGACAACACAACAGCACUCAGUUAUUUAAGGAAGGGUUACGGAAUGUUCGACCAUCUGGCCUCCACAGCGAAGGAGAUUUGGACAAUCCUACUCAAAAGAAAGUGGUCGAUUUCCAAAGUUGUUUACAUCCCAUCCCAACAAAACAAUAUCGCAGAUCGGUUGAGUCGCCUCGGAGAUUGGCGCUCCUCAGAAGAACUUCUCGACCUCAUUCAACAAGAAUUCGGUUACCAUACGGUAGACAGAUUCGCGACAGCAAGUUCCGCAGUCACAAUUCAAUUCAACAGUUGGCUAGAGAACGAUGCAUUUCAGUCUCCGUGGGAAAUGGACUCAGUCAACUAUUGCGUCCCUCCAUUAGGUCUAAUUCCACAAACAAUAGCACACAUCAUCAAAUCGAAGGCUCGAGGGACAUUACUAGUUCCCAAUUGGCCCUCCUCACACUGGUUCUCAGUACUGCUGAAGAUAUCAGAAAAAAGUAUAAGUGUUCCAAGAAGUUUGCUUAUAAUCGAGCCUUAUACCGAAUUGUUCAACAAAUUCGAAAAUCUGGAAAUGAUUGCCUUCAAAGUGAAUGGCAAACUGUUUCACAAUUAACAGCUUUAAGCGUAAUUGUCUCUCUAGCUCCGUCAACCCUUACAGAAUAUUCAAAAAUUUAUGGCCUCUUCUCAUGGUUUGUAACGGCCUUCGACUUUCAAAAAGAAUCCGAUUCAGUCUUAGAUUAUUUUUAUGGAUAUCUUGUUUCUAUGAAAAAAGCGUACCUUAUUCAGAAAGCAAAAGCAGCCAUCCAAUUUUUCGCUGAUCUUGAAGGAUGGCAACUUAAAGUAUCGAGUAGAUUUGGAAGAGUAGUUAAGGGUUCUACAAAGAUUUGGUCGUUAGUGGACAGGAAAAAGAUAGUGAGAGACCCCAUUCGCUCAUAUCACAUCGCAGAUUAUAUUUCUUCAUGCAACCCACAGUCUCCUGAAGAGUGCUUUAUUUUUUCUCUCACUUCAGCCAUUUUGGUUAUUGGUUUUAGAUUAUUUGCUCGUCCUGGCGAGCUAUGUGAAUUGAAGUGGUCCGAUGUGGAAAUGGACAAACCAAAACCGGGGUGGAUUAAUAUUAAUCUUGCUGGUCACAAAACGGACUUCUUCUUUAAUGAUCGACCUCACCCAAUAGAUCCUGUCCAAGACUCCAACACCUUUUGUCCUGUUCAAAUCUUAACGACCUAUAUGAACCUAGUCAGAAAUUUUAAAUCUCCGGAUUCACCACUUUUUUCAUUUAAGGACAACCAAUACCUAACUACAACUCAAAUCUCAGAAUUGAUUCGCAAUGCAAUCAGACAAAUUGACAGCACAGUGAAAGUCUCCGGACACAGCUUGAGAAUCGGUGCAUCCACCGAAAUUUCCUCUAAAGGAAUGCCUAUUGAAGUCAACAAAAUUAUGGGUCGAUGGGUGUCGGAUAAGUCGGUACUUAGGUACUCGAGACGAAUUGGUUUUGCAGAAAGCGAUUUCUCCACCAAACUUUUUAAUACUCGGAACUAA